AUUCCCGUUUUGGAAUCGCUCAAACGGAUUAUAUUGGUUUUAUAUCUGAUAAAACCGUUUGAUAUCAUACAUAUUUACAUAUGUUAACAAAAAUGGAAAGGACUUACUUUGUCUCGCCUCAAGGGGUUUUUGGGAGAAUACCCACAGUGCCUUUCUUUGUGGCUCGAAGGACCAUGAACAAUAUUCUCACCUUAUUUUCCUGUAACCUUAUGUCACCUUCUUUAAAGAAAAGCGAAACGCACUCAAUUCGUUCUAGUUUUAACAUCCAUGCUCUUGCUGUAGUAUUCCCAUUGAACUAUUUUCGGUGUAUACAUGUCCUUGUAAAGCGAUACAACAACGUUAUGAUUCCUCAAUACAAGGUUUUAGCUGCAAAUUGUACGGCCGGCACAAUUCCGAUUACUAUGGAUCUGAGGGCACCGUCCUCCGGAUUAAAAAAUAUAUAGAGUUAUAUGUACAGCUGACGCCUAGUUUUCGAGAUAAUCCGUUUUAAAGAUC
Zeugodacus cucurbitae (melon fly) is the source of this 495-nucleotide messenger RNA. RefSeq lists its product as uncharacterized. Lineage: Eukaryota; Metazoa; Arthropoda; Insecta; Diptera; Tephritidae. Bases 81 to 443 code for a protein of 120 amino acids. The transcript has 4 exons. The record is from RefSeq and is a predicted model, not a curated record.